AUGAAACACAAAUGGUUCCCCACUCUACCCGCGGGGAUUGUAUAUUUCUCCGUUUGGAACAAACACACAUUUAGGAUCGACUCAAUCGCUUUCGAAUUUGCUCCACGAUAUAGCAGCACUUUUCAUAUCUACACCAAUCACAAUUAUGCACAGCGUAAACUCGUUUUCGGUUUCUGCAGACAAAUCUUCCUCGCAGUACGCAUUCUGCCACGGCAUUUGGUCCAUCAGCAGAGCGACGAGUACAAUCGACUCCUCUCGCAAAAUGCUUUCCACAGACGUGUAUCCAUUGUUCGUUAG
This is a messenger RNA of Blastocystis hominis, 297 nucleotides long. RefSeq lists its product as hypothetical. Lineage: Eukaryota; Bigyra; Opalinata; Blastocystidae. The transcript has a single exon. The record is from RefSeq and is a predicted model, not a curated record. The coding region runs from base 1 to 297 and encodes 98 amino acids.